Messenger RNA from Sparassis crispa, 1137 nucleotides. RefSeq lists its product as hypothetical. Gene Ontology annotation, molecular function: protein binding. The transcript is spliced from 6 exons. The record is from RefSeq and is a predicted model, not a curated record. Bases 1 to 1137 code for a protein of 378 amino acids. Lineage: Eukaryota; Fungi; Basidiomycota; Agaricomycetes; Polyporales; Sparassidaceae.
AUGUUCGGCACACUGAUUGCCCUGGGGGUCGUGUCGACCGCUUAUGGCCUGUACGAGUUUUACUCGGCAUUCACCAUGUGGCCUGAGGAGGUGCGUGCGGACCUGCGAGCGGGUGUCAAGGCGAAACGUCAGGAUAACCUCUCCCUGAGCGAGAAGUUCUUCCAACGCGCCUGGGACACCGCCCAGACGCUCUCGCUCUCGCACUUCGGCACGUCCCCGUACCUCAAGCUGUCCGGGAUCGCUAUCUCGCUUGCAGAGGUGCUAGAAGCGCACGAGCGCCCGCAGCCCGCCUGGGACGCGUACGUCGACGCGAUCGAGCAAUUCACCCGCUUGCGCAAACAGGGCGUGCCCCUCUCUGGUCCCGAGCGCAUGCGCGCGGUCGCCAUCGCGUCGAAGCUCGGCGAGAUGGCGGAGACAUACCAACUCCCGCUCGAGGACGAGGAGCAGUGGCUCAGCUGGGCUGUGAGCGAGCUGAUGAAAAUCCUGAAGGAGGCGCAGCCGGAGCGUGGGGCAGACGUGGGCGGAGAGGAGCCCGCGGAUGUCCCCCUCAUGCUGGCAGAGCUAGAAAUGCCGCCGUGGGUGAGUAAGACCACUUUGGGCGCGCCGCUCGAGGCGCUGGGCAACUUCUACGCGCGACGUGGCAAGGUAGAGUACGCCGUCCCGCUAUACUUGCAAGCCAUCAACCUGCUCGUACCGCCGUCGGGCUCAAAUAAAACCUCCACGACCGAAGAAAAAUGCCGAGGUGCCCAGCUGAUGAACAACCUUGCCGAGCUGACCAUCCGCGAAGCGCCGACCCCAGACAACCGGAGGCGCGCUGAGCUGUGGGCGCGACAGGCGCGAGGCACGAUCGAGCGCACAAAGGCGGAGGCGCGCGGCGGCGCUGAGGAGCUGGCGACGUGCGAGCAGGCGCUCGCUGCCGUCAUGUUCAAUAUCGGCUCUCUCUUGGAGAUGCGAGGCGAGCACGAGCAGUCGCGCGAGCUGUUCAAGGAGAGCUUGGACCAGGCGAACCGUAUCAAGAUGCGUGAGGGCACUAUGGCGGCACGAGUGGCGUUGCGACGUCUUGAGCGCACCUCCAUCGAGAGACAAAUCGGUGGUAAUGGCACCAAUGCCCCUUCGGACAGCCCACAAUCACAAUGA